AUGCGUCCUGCCGUGGUACCAGCUCUCCAAACUGAGGCGUCCCGUUCGGCCAUAUCUUCGGAUCAGGACGACUCCCGCUCAUCCUCCAGUGACUCGCCCGCCCCUGCAGACAACGAGGAGUCGGACUUCUUCCUCGGCGCGAAUGACUCCCAGUCAUCCAUCGGCGUCGUCAACUUCCAGGAUAUGCAGGUCGAGGACCGCUGCUGGCCCCCCGUCCACCGUCUGCCCAACGAGAUUCUGAUCGGCAUUUUCGCCAAGCUCGGCACACCCGCUGACCUCUUCAGCUGCAUGCUCGUCUCCAAGCGCUGGACUCGAAACGCCGUCGAUCUGCUCUGGCAUCGCCCAGCCUGCACCACUUGGAAGAGCCACCACAACAUUUGCCAGACCCUAGAGGCCCCCAAGCCCUUCUUUAACUAUCGCGACUUCAUCAAACGCCUCAACCUCGCCGCCCUGGCUGACAGAAUAAGCGAUGGCAGUGUCACAUCGCUUUACGUUUGCACCAGGAUCGAGCGCCUCACCCUCACAAACUGCCGCGGCCUCACCGACGCUGGCAUCAUUGGCCUUGUCGAGAACAACACCAACCUGCUCGCCCUUGACGUAUCCAACGACAAAAAUAUUACCGAUCAGUCCAUCUAUACCAUUGCCGAGCACUGCAAGCGUCUCCAGGGCCUGAAUAUUUCAGGAUGUGACGGCGUCUCCAAUGACAGCAUGCAGGUGCUUGCCAAGAGCUGCAAAUACAUUAAAAGACUCAAACUCAACGAUUGCGUUCAGAUCCGAGAUAAUGCCGUCCUCGCCUUUGCUGAAAACUGCCCUAAUAUUCUCGAAAUCGAUCUCAACCAGUGUGGGCAUGUCGGCAACGGCGCCGUUACUGCCCUCAUGGCCAAGGGAACUUGCUUGCGCGAAUUCCGGCUUGCAUUCUGCUCCCUAGUUGAUGACUAUGCCUUCCUGGCUCUCCCGCCUGCUCAGAUGUUUGAACACUUACGCAUUCUCGACCUCACCUGCUGUACUCGACUCACCGACGUGGGCGUUAAAAAGAUCAUUGACGUUGCUCCCCGCCUACGAAAUCUUGUCCUUGCCAAGUGUCGUCUCAUCACCGAUAGUUCUCUCAACUAUAUUGCCAAACUGGGCAAGAAUCUGCACUACCUUCACCUUGGCCACUGCGCAAACAUCACAGAUGAGGGCGUUAAGACGCUCGUCACUCACUGUAAUCGAAUCCGCUACAUCGAUCUUGGCUGCUGCGUCAACCUCACGGAUGAGUCUGUGAAGCGCCUUGCUGUUCUGCCCAAACUUAAACGAAUUGGCCUUGUUAAGUGCAACUCGAUAACAGACGAAUCAAUCUACACUCUGGCCGAGAUCGCCACUCGCCCUCGCGUUAGGCGUGAUGCCAACGGCCUCUUCAUUGGAGGCGAGUAUUACACGUCAAAUCUGGAGCGUAUUCAUCUGAGCUACUGCAGCAUCCUCAAACUUCUGAACUCUUGCCCACGCUUAUCGCAUCUGAGCCUUACGGGUGUGCCCGCCUUCCAAGGAGAUGACUUUUCACCAUUCUGCAGAGAAGCACCACCUGAAUUUACCAAUCAUCAACGUAACGUCUUUUGUGUAUUCUCUGGCAGCCAGGUCUCAAGAUUCCGCGACUUUUUGAACAGCGCCCCUCAGUUCGACGAGUUACGCGAUAGCCUUUCGCCUCGCCGCCAUGGCCGCGCUCGCCAAGUAUCAAGCCAAAUACAGACCGCCACGGCAACCGCCUUGCCGACGGCUUUCGAAGAGACGUAUGAUGACGAAAUGGGCGACGACAAUGACGAUUUUGAGGGCACGUAUCCCAGCGAUCUCCUGUCCAAUGCCCAGCCUAACAAUGGUUUUGCAGGCACUGGCUUUCAAGGGCAAAGCAACUUGCCAUCGAUGGCUCACAGCCUACCCACUCUACCAGGCAUAGACGCUUUACCUUGGGACUUGCCUCACUCAUUGGCUGUUGGCGGAGCCGCAUUCCAUCCCGGGACCUUUGCCACUCAGCAGCACAUUCAUGGGCUCCAUGCCCAGCAAGGCGGCUUUGCCGCUCAACACAAUACGCAAGGAUAUCAAACUCAGCAAAUUCCGCUACCGACACUAUCAUCACUGAUAGGGCAUCAAGGGACAUUCGCACAUGCUCCCAUGAACAUGAGCGCCUUUGGCGUCUCACAAGCUAGUGUGGCCGGCCCCGCGUUUACUAUUUCGGGACAAGCCAGCACAGCUAGCGUGGCGACUGCUACCGAAGCCAGUACCGCUCAAAUGCAUUAUCAAGCAGAAAUCGAGGACCAAGAAAACAUGACGGGCUAG
Messenger RNA from Cordyceps militaris CM01, 2310 nucleotides. RefSeq names its product Cyclin-like F-box. The coding region runs from base 1 to 2310 and encodes 769 amino acids. The record is from RefSeq and is a predicted model, not a curated record. The transcript has 4 exons. NCBI's taxonomy places the organism in Eukaryota, Fungi, Ascomycota, Sordariomycetes, Hypocreales, Cordycipitaceae. Gene Ontology annotation, molecular function: protein binding.